GAUUUACCAAGUAAUACUAUUUCUGGUAUUGCGUUUAGUUUCUCGCGCAUACCGGUAUGCCCUGCAGUCUCUCGUGGGGUCUUGACGAAUAUCAGGCGACGACGAACAGGGGUCCCUGUCCUUGUCAAGCGAAAAGUGCAAUACAGAGACAAUUGCACGGCACAAGAUACGACUUCGAUCGCACAGUACUCGUAUGUCCUUGUGAGUGGCAAAGGCCUCCCUUCCCACAACCUAGCUAACUACGGUAAAAACAGGAGAUUGGAAAGAGUGUAACGGAGCCAUCCUCCGAUCCUUUUAACUAUCACCACACAUAUCCAUUCUCUACCAGGUCUCCUUCCGCUUUCGUAUCCCCAUGCUAAUGUUGGAAGUCAUGGCUGCUCGGUAUGCUUGCUAUCGUCAUAGUUCUCCGUCGUUGUUAUCCGUUGUCCUUACCCGCAGUCGUUGGAAGGUCGUCACUAGAGGGUCGUCGGUGGGAUGCCGGAGGGUCACCCGCAGCCGUGGGAGCAACGUCAUCGUCAUUGGAAGGUACGAGCGUCAGGCGGAGGCUACGGACAUGGGAAAGGUCGUUGUUAUCCGUUGUCGCUGGAGGGAUAUAUGGAAUUGAGGCCAACCAGACCAAAGUUCGACAGACUUUUUUCCAACCCCUAAUACAAGUACUACUAUAGUGCAAAUAGUUAAUGAUAUUUUCUAAUUUCAGCUUGCCUAGGCUAUACCGGGUCUGGAAAGCAUUAUUCCUUUUCGGGGUGUUUUGUCUGAGGUCAGUGAUGGUUGAUUUAUUGAGUUCACGGCAAGCGAGGUUUAUAUGUAUAUAAAAUCCUUGCACAGCAGAAUGUUGGUGUGGUAGAGUAGUUAAAUGUACUCACCCGGUCACAGUUUAAAUUAGAGAAAACCUUUCAUA
Messenger RNA from Tuber aestivum (summer truffle), 898 nucleotides. The record is from the annotation of a GenBank genome assembly. NCBI's taxonomy places the organism in Eukaryota, Fungi, Ascomycota, Pezizomycetes, Pezizales, Tuberaceae.